CCGAACAGAAUCUUUCUUCCCUUCUUUCCUCUACUUCCACUCUUGCCAUACCUCAAUCGUAAUUGUCCAUUUUUACACAAUGUUCCAGCGCACCAUUUUCAGACAAGCACAGGCCGCCCGGUCGGUCCUGGCUGCUUCUACCUCCACAUCUGCGGCGCCGCUCGCUCUCCGCCGGACAACACGGUUGCAGUCACAGCUUCCCUGGGCUAUGAGGCCAUUCGCUCCUCAGCCUGCUGCUCGCCGUCUCUACUCCACCGAGAAUAACGGAGAGAACAAGGAGGCCGCGAAGGAGGGCGAGGCUGCUGAGAAUGCCGAGGAGGAUCCCGUCCGCAAGGAGCUCGAGGAGAAGGAGAAGGAAAUCACUGAGCUGAAGGACAAAUAUCUCCGCUCCGUCGCCGAGUUCCGCAACCUGCAAGAGCGCACCAAGCGCGACAUGGACGCUGCCCGUAAUUUUGCCAUUCAGCGUUUCGCCAAGGACUUGCUGGAGAGCAUUGACAACUUCGACCGCGCGCUGCUGGCCGUGCCCGCGGAGAAGCUCAGUGCUGAGCGCACCGAUGCCAACAAGGAGCUGCUCGACCUCGUCGACGGCCUCAAGAUGACCGAGCGGACACUCAUGAACACACUCCAGAAGCACGGUCUGGAGCGAUUCGACCCCAGCGAGCAGGUUGAGGGCAAGGCUCAGAAGUUCGACCCCAACUUGCACGAGGCCACUUUCAUGGCUCCCUCUCCCAACAUGGAGGAUGGUGAUGUGAUGCACACCCAAAGCAAGGGUUUCCGUCUAAACGGACGUGUCGUUCGUGCUGCCAAGGUCGGCGUCGUCAAGAACGCCUAAUUUCCCUCCUCCUACUCAUAAUGUCUCGUCUACUCCCGUCUUCCUCCUUUCCUCAUCUUCUUUUUCUUCUCUCUGUACCAUAUAUCAUACGUCACGAUCACGAUAGGGAUUCGCACUCGGUUGCGGCUGGUUGUUGGACCCGGGAAAAAUUCACCUUUUCUUGAUGUUUGCUUGUCUCUUGGAUCUGUAUGAUACACCUUGUUCUGUGUUGCAUGUGACUGGAGGCGUCUGGAUUGUCUCGCGUUGGGGGAUCUUUCUUUACACUUUCGCGCAAGCAGUGUCUUCGGAUAAAACUCUCUUCUCAUCUCUUGUACAAUAACAAUAUACACCCUGGGCCAAAGCCUCCCGU
This is a messenger RNA of Penicillium subrubescens, 1181 nucleotides long. It is a transcript of the gene grpE, whose product is annotated as mitochondrial nucleotide exchange factor MGE1. Gene Ontology annotation, molecular function: protein-folding chaperone binding; adenyl-nucleotide exchange factor activity; protein homodimerization activity. The record is from RefSeq and is a predicted model, not a curated record. Lineage: Eukaryota; Fungi; Ascomycota; Eurotiomycetes; Eurotiales; Aspergillaceae. Gene Ontology annotation, cellular component: PAM complex, Tim23 associated import motor. Gene Ontology annotation, biological process: protein import into mitochondrial matrix; protein folding. The transcript is spliced from 3 exons. The coding region runs from base 80 to 832 and encodes 250 amino acids.